AUGGCCGCCGUGCCUCGAGGUUGCUGCGACGCCGCCGCUGCGGGCACCGUGGUGCGAAGCAUCUUCGUCAACCGGAACGGGGGCGCCGACUUCAAGUCCGUCCAGCACGCCGUCGACUCUGUCCCGUUCGGCAACUACCAGUGGAUCCGAGUUCACGUCGCCGCGGGCGUCUACAAUGAGAAGGUGAUGAUACCUCAGAACAAGAGCUUCAUCCUGCUGGAAGGCGAGGGGAGGCAGCAGACGUCGAUCGAGUGGGCGGAUCACGCCAGCAAUGACACGAGCACCGCCGCCUCCCCGACGUUCGCCGCCUACUCCACCGACUUCAUGGCCCGCGACAUCACCUUCAAGGUCAGCUCCCGUCGCCCCUCCUCGUCAAUGAUCGCCGCACGCGCCGGCCGGGAUUGCUAG
This is a messenger RNA of Setaria italica (foxtail millet), 408 nucleotides long. Its product is annotated as probable pectinesterase 66. The record is from RefSeq and is a predicted model, not a curated record. Bases 1 to 408 code for a protein of 135 amino acids. Gene Ontology annotation, biological process: cell wall modification. NCBI's taxonomy places the organism in Eukaryota, Viridiplantae, Streptophyta, Magnoliopsida, Poales, Poaceae. The transcript has 2 exons. Gene Ontology annotation, molecular function: pectinesterase activity.